AUGAAAUUUUUUAACUAUAAUUUUUUAUUUGUUUCGUCUUUUACGUUGGAAUUUGGAGUGGCAGUCUUAACAGCAGUGUUUACGAUUUUAACAUUGGCCGUAGUUGUGGUGAAUGUGUCCGAGUUAUCGAAGAAUCUAAUUGUUUUGGGAUCUAUAUUCGGACUGCUACUUACUUGGGGAAUAGCGUUUGCUGGAGCUUUAUUGAGAUCAAGAAAAUUGAUAGCAUUGUCAAUUGUUAUUUGGACCAUUUUCAUUAUUGAAUGGCUAGUUUUAUCGUUAUACUUUAAAGUACUCAUGCAUGAUAUCAAAUACUGUGUAGCACCGAAAACGAGUUGUGCAACAUCCAUGUGGCUUAUUGACAGUGGAGAAGCUUGUUCAGAUAGUUCAGUUAGUUCAGAUGAGGAUGACAAGAAAAACGAAACAGACAGUGAUACAGAAUUAGACUCAGAUUCAGAUUCCAGUAGAAGACUAUGGUCGAUAAAUGACUCUCCCGAAGUAACUGUUAAAAUUUUUCACCCGGUGAGGACGAAUACAGUCCCAGACACUGUCGCUACUACUCCAGCUGCUGCUGAUACCGUGAUUUCAAAUCAAACGAGUAUGAUUUCCAAUGUCAGCAGUGGGUGUGGGUGUGAACGUCACUCGCAGACUACGACUGAAAGCCCACCGAGCGAUUUGAUUACGCGCGUCAUAGAGUACCGAAAAAAUAUGACGAUGUAUCGUCAACCUUCGGAGGCGGCGAUUCGACAGCGAAAGAAUAAAGAUGAGAAAAAAUAUAAGGCAUCAUAUGAGGAAUAUGAUGGAGAUUACACAAGUAAAGAACGCCAUAAAAAAAAAGGUCAUAGUCGUAAAAUCAAUAGCGACGGCGAUGACAACGACGAUGAUGACGAUGACGACGAUGAUGACGACGAUGGCGACAAAGACAAAGACAAAAGCAAGGACGACGAAACGAUAGAAAAAGGUGUAAACAAACCUGGCAACACCGCUGAAAAUAAUUUAAUAGACUUGUUGGUUAUGGCAUGUUUUUUACUGUUGUACGUGUAUGCGUUGUAUGUACUAUUAUCCUACCACAAUGAACUGAAAUUAAUGAAGAAUUGUAAAUGUACAUUUCUUACAUAA
This is a messenger RNA of Melanaphis sacchari, 1116 nucleotides long. Its product is annotated as chromatin modification-related protein EAF7-like. NCBI's taxonomy places the organism in Eukaryota, Metazoa, Arthropoda, Insecta, Hemiptera, Aphididae. The record is from RefSeq and is a predicted model, not a curated record.